CCCGUUGAUCAACGCAUUGGUGUCUGGUCUCUGACAGAAUUGUGUGCCCCAUACCAACUCCGCACGAACUCGGGUGCUGGAGAGGUGAGUGAGGACUUGCUUUAUUACCUAACAAUUUGGGGGCUCGUCCGGGAUUCCUUCUGGUGCGGUACCUCUGUCCAGUGGUCAGACCACUCAUAUAUGAAUUGGCAAGGCGCCACAGGAGAUUUCUCCCAGCCAAUUCAAUAUUAAGGGGUCGUGUACUGGACAGCAGGGUAAACGCCAGUUGGAGGGCUCCUGUCAGACACCAUGGGUCAAGGGACUAGCGUGCCUCUUGAGAGUCCGUUGGGGAUUGUAAAUAAGUUAUGGAAUGAAGGGAAACUCCCAGUACAGACAGGAAUGUCUAGGAAGAAGUUGUACACACUAUGUGUAAGGAAUUGGACUGGGUAUACCGCGGUAUUGGCCGACCCGGAGAUGAGGUGGCCUUCGUAUGGCUCUUUCGAACAGGCUGCCUUAAGAGGAGUAAAGAGCCUGAUCGAAAAAGACCAUCCGGGACAGUUAUGUUACUGGUUUUGUUGGGACACAGCAGCAGAGCUGUGGAAAUCUUUAAAAAUUAUGGCAGUCAGGUACUCUCCCGAGAGUGAACCCCCUCCAGGUUAUUUCGAUGAAGGGUGUAGACCACGGCGUGUUUUGACUCGUCAGCUGGUCCCCUCUGCACCUGCCCCUAUUCCUCCGCAGGGGGACUCUCUCCAUUAAAGAGCCAGAUCGAAAAAGACCAUCCGGGACAGUUAUGUUACUGGUUUUGUUGGGACACAGCAGCAGAGCUGUGGAAAUCUUUAAAAAUUAUGGCAGUCAGGUACUCUCCCGAGAGUGAACCCCCUCCAGGUUAUUUCGAUGAAGGGUGUAGACCACGGCGUGUUUUGACUCGUCAGCUGGUCCCCUCUGCACCUGCCCCUAUUCCUCCGCAGGGGGACUCUCUCCUUGUAGCAGAGGGGAAUCUGCAGGAUACCAGAUUGAAAUUUCUGCAGAAGGAUGAGGAGGAAAUGGAGGGGCAAACCUCGGGAGGAGUAGUUACUAGGCUAAUGUCCAAGCAGGUACGGCAGGGUGCAUGCCCCCCCCCUGAGGAUAGCGCAGAGGAUGUCCCCGUCAAAUCUCUUGCGAGUAAUAAAAGUAUAGUUAGAGAGAUGCCUUUACAGGUGCACGAUCAACCUUAUAUGGGCAAUGAUGGACGGUUACAACAUGCUAAUAUUGUGGAAUAUAAAGGAUGGCUAGAAUGGGACUUGAAAGAGUGGGGACAGUUGUCAGGGUCUUUUGGGGAAAAUCCCCGAAAGAUCAUAGAACUUCUAGAAAGAUUGUUUUUAAGUUAUAAUCCUACUUAUACGGAUGUGGAUCAGUUGUUAAGUAAAGUUUUGACCGGAGAGGAACGUAGUAAAUUGUGGAUGGCAGAAAGGACAUGGGAAGAUAGCAAUGCAGUUAAUCGUACUUGGAUGGAUAGGCGGGAUCUGGCCGCUGGCUGGAAUCCCCUAGACUGGACUCAGCCAAGGCUGACUCAGCUGCGAACAGAUCGAGAGCGAUUGUUAGAGAGACUCAAGGAAAUGGCUCGCCGCUAGCCUAAUCAGGCUAAGUUCAUGCAGAUUCGGCAGGAAUCUGAUGAGCCGCCCAGAAAGUUCUGGUCGAGGCUAUUGGAGGGGGCCCAAAUGUUCACUCAGAUGGAUCCUGAGAAAGAAGCAGACCACCCUACUCUUAUUUCAUUUUUUUGUGAAUCAGUCGGUGCCCCCUGUAAGGGAUUACUUCUUAAAGUUUCGCCCUGGUUGGGGAGGUGAGUCAGUCACUUCAGUGUUGGACGUAGCUGAUUUUGCCUGGAAGAAAGAAAGGGAAAGUAGUAAAAAGAAAGAAAAAAAGGAAAAAUAUAAGCUGAUGGCUUUAGCUUUUCACGGCGGUGUUCGAGGCAAAGGCCGUGGCCGUGGCAGGGGAUUCCAGGGUGCUCAGGGAAAAGGGUCCUGGCAACCCCAGCCAUCAGGAAAUUGUUUUCAGUGCGGACAGCCUGGUCACUUUAAACGUGAAUGCCCCUGGGGACGCCCAGAGGGUCUGGUUGCAUCCGCAGAUGCUUACACAAGUGAGGAAUACACCCCUGCACCACCAGCUCAGCCCAUUCCCCAGGCCUGGAUCAACUACGGGAAACAGCAGCAGCCGCAGCAAACUCAGCCUCCUCAAUGACGGUACCCCGGGGGCGAAGGCAAACAAUGUGAUGGUCUUAUUUCCUUAAUGUCUUUAGCCGGCUCCUUUCUCACUUUCUCCCCUCCCAGCAAAGAGCCUCGUUUAACCCUUUCAGUCCAGGGACUGCCUGUCUCUUUCCUCAUUGAUACUGGGGCUACUUUCUCUCUUUUAAAUCAUGCCCCCUCUCCCUGGCUAUCCUCUGAGGUUAAAACUGCGACUGGGGUGGAGGGCAACCCACAGUCUCUGGAACUCACUUUGCCUUUG
This is a messenger RNA of Gopherus flavomarginatus (Mexican gopher tortoise), 2460 nucleotides long. RefSeq lists its product as uncharacterized. Lineage: Eukaryota; Metazoa; Chordata; Testudines; Testudinidae. Gene Ontology annotation, biological process: virion assembly. The transcript is spliced from 2 exons. The record is from RefSeq and is a predicted model, not a curated record. Bases 825 to 1589 code for a protein of 254 amino acids.